Molecule: messenger RNA, 930 nt
Organism: Alternaria postmessia
Lineage: Eukaryota; Fungi; Ascomycota; Dothideomycetes; Pleosporales; Pleosporaceae
Exons: 3
Coding region: 1-930 (309 amino acids)
Biological process (GO): transmembrane transport
Molecular function (GO): transmembrane transporter activity
Source: RefSeq, a predicted model, not a curated record
AUGUCGUUGAAUGGUCCAGUGAUGGCCGACAUGUAUGGCGAAGACGAACGCGGCAAAUCUCUGGCUAUGGUCAACUUGCUCCCCUUCCUUGGCCCAGCACUUGGACCCAUCGUCGGUGGUCUAAUUACCCACUCUAUACAUUGGUCGUGGGUUUUCUGGAUCAUGAGCAUCUUCAACGCCUUCAUCCUGGUUGUCGGUUUCUUCUGGAUUCGCGAAUCGUAUACGCCAGUCUUGCUACGUCGUAAAGCGUUAGCUGAUGGUGGUAACGUCCCUACUGCUAAAGCAGAACGCGCUCGUAUUGCGCGGAACCUCUUGCGUCCGGUCCGCAUACUUGUGCGAAGACCUAUCAUCUGGCUCAAUGCACUGACCGCAACGUUGUCCUUCGCUGUCUACACCCUUGUGCUCUCGACAUAUGCGUCGCUGUGGAUCGAGAAGUACGGACAAUCUGAGCUGACCAGUAGCUUGCACUACAUAUCGAUUGCGAUCGGCGCGACACUUUGCGGCCAGCUGGGCGGUCGUAUUAUGGACUGGUGGUAUCGACACCUGACCAAACGGACUGGUGGUAAAGGUGUUCCCGAGUUCCGCAUCCCGUACAUGGUUCCUGGGAUGGUCAUCAUGCCAGCCGGUCUUUUCUGGUAUGGUUGGUCCGCCGAACGCACACUCCACUGGAUGAUGGUCGACGUCGGCGUCAUCAUAUUCACGCUAGGCAGUUUCAUUGUGAACCAAGCAACAAUCGCGCAUAUGAUCGAGGAAUUUGGCCAGUUCGCAGCUUCUGCAGGUGCUGGUGUUCGCUCAGUUUCAUAUGGUCUUGCGUUUGUGUUCCCGAUCUUCGCGCCUAAUCUAUACAAAACGCUGGGAUAUGGGUGGGGUAACAGCGCCUAUAAGGCGCGUGUUGAAGAGUUCCUGUCAAACAGGGUGCAGAUCCAGUAG